UCACGAACCACUACAAAAUACAUACGCACCUAUAUUCUAACCUCACCUUCUGACAAUUUACAUUUACGAAAUCUGCAAUCGACAUGUCCGCCCUCUCCUCCCCCCGCCCCUCAAUCGCCUCAUCCCGCGCCCACUCUCCAACACCAACAUCCUCGCACCGACCCUCCCUCGACACCCUCAACACAAACUACAACCUCAACAACCUCAGCGCCUCCUCCACCCCAUCCACCGCCCGCGCUGUCUCUCCAUCCCUCCACCCCCGUCGCAACCGCGCCGCCCUCCGCGACUACUACAACCUCAAACCCUCCUCCGCAGCCGAUCCCAACAAUGACGGGCGCCGCUCACGCAGCAUCCCGCGGCACACCGACGCAGGCGACAUCUCCAGCAGCAGUAGCGGUGCCGGCGGCCCAUCCAUACUCUCCACAACAGGAACCGAGCUCGAUAGCCCGGACUUCGACCCGCAACGCUACGUGAACCAGCUCCUCGCUUCGUCGUCGCUAUCGACGGUCCUGAAAGCGGAGAAUACGCUUGUCGGGGAUAUCCGCACGUUGGACAGUGAGCGCAAGGCGCUGGUGUAUGAUAAUUACUCGAAGUUGAUUAGGGCUGUUGAGACGAUUGGAAAGAUGCGAAGGACCAUGGAUGAUCGGGGCGCGCCGUUGACGAUGACGAAGACGCUGGGGCCCGCGAUUGCGUUUGUGGCGGAGACUGCUGGGGGUUUGAUUCAGGAGGGGGAGGAGCAGCAGAGGAGGAUGAGGGAGGUUAAGGAGAGUGAGGGGGGUGAGAGGAGGAAGGCUGAAAAAGGGACGGUGAAGUGGGUGCUUGCGGCGCCGGGGAGGUUGGAGAAGUUGUUGGAGGAGGGGAAGGGGGAUGAGGCGGAGGGGGAUUGGGGUGAGGUGAAGAAGUUGUUGGAUAAGUGGGAGGGGGUGAAGGGUGUGAAGGAGGUUAGGGAGGCUUGUGAGAAGGUUAUGGAGGGGAGAGAAGAUUGAGUUGGGGGAUUCUAUACCUGAGGGUUUUUCAGACUCAUCAACAGUUGGAUUGGGGUUGAUAUGCCCCGCAAUGCGUGAGAGUAGCCUCUCCGGAGUCAGUACGGUGCACCCAUGUUCAGUUGAAGAUCCAUCUUCAUCUCGGGUUCAUAACGUGGGCCCCAGCAUGGUACAAGAGGGUGCCUUGCUAUCACCAUUCAGCCACCUCCAGACCGACAGACAUUUGUCUCAUCCAUCAAGGCAUUUAAACAGCUCGAGCCGGUCUCUGAGCUACCACUUAUCUUCUAUAAGCCACUGCAACGCAAUAUAGAUUAAUGAAACCAU
This is a messenger RNA of Aspergillus vadensis CBS 113365, 1307 nucleotides long. Its product is annotated as COG1/VPS51 family protein. Gene Ontology annotation, biological process: Golgi organization; lysosomal transport; retrograde transport, endosome to Golgi. Gene Ontology annotation, cellular component: membrane; EARP complex; GARP complex. The transcript has a single exon. Lineage: Eukaryota; Fungi; Ascomycota; Eurotiomycetes; Eurotiales; Aspergillaceae. The record is from RefSeq and is a predicted model, not a curated record. Bases 84 to 986 code for a protein of 300 amino acids.